This is a messenger RNA of Osmerus eperlanus (European smelt), 4374 nucleotides long. RefSeq names its product synapsin-3-like. The coding region runs from base 48 to 1703 and encodes 551 amino acids. Gene Ontology annotation, cellular component: synaptic vesicle membrane; synaptic vesicle. The transcript has 13 exons. NCBI's taxonomy places the organism in Eukaryota, Metazoa, Chordata, Actinopteri, Osmeriformes, Osmeridae. The record is from RefSeq and is a predicted model, not a curated record. Gene Ontology annotation, biological process: neurotransmitter secretion. Gene Ontology annotation, molecular function: ATP binding.
AGAACCACAUCUCCCCUCUGGCCUGACCCAGCAACCAGCCCGUCACCAUGAACUACCUUCGCAGGCGUCUCUCGGACAGCAGCUUCGUGGCUAACCUCCCCAACGGCUACAUGACCGACCUGCAGAGGCCCGCGCCCAGCCCCUCCACGCCCUCCUCCUCCACCUCCACCCCCGCCUCCCCAGCCACGGAGAGGCGGCAGCCCCCAGUGGCACCAAGCCAGUCCCAGGCUCCUCCGGCGGCCUCCGGAGGAGGGGGGUUCCUCAGCUCCUUCUCCAGCGUGGUGAAGAGCGCCCAGAUGGCCCAGGGCGUUGCCGCGGCAGCGCAAGCCAAGUCAGCCGCCGCCGCCGCCGCUGCCGCCACCGCCGAGGGGGGGUCUGGAGGCACUGCCCCCCCGGCCCAGCCCCUGAAACCAGUCGUACGCAAACCCAAGAUCCUAUUGGUCGUAGACGACCCGCACACGGAAUGGGCCAAGUACUUUCGGGGGAAAAAGCUGAACGGGGAAUAUGAGAUCCGAGUGGAACAGGCGGAGUUUUCGGAGAUCAACCUUGCCUCCUACGUCAACACCGGCUGCAUGGUCGACAUGCAGGUCACCAAGGGAGGAACCAAAGUGGUCAGAUCCUUCAAGCCAGACUUUGUCCUGAUUCGCCAGCAUGCCUACAGCAUGACUCCGGGCGAGGACUACAGGAGCUUGGUGAUUGGCCUGCAGUUUGGGGGCGUGGCCAGCAUCAACUCUCUGCUCUCCAUCUACAACUUCUGCAGCAAACCCUGGGUGUUCUCACACAUGAUAAAGCUCUACCAUUCCCUUGGCCCGGAGAAGUUCCCUCUCAACGAGCAAACCUUCUACCCCAAUCACACACAGAUGGCCACAACACCAGCCUUCCCUGUGGUGGUCAAGAUGGGCCAUGCCUACGCCGGGAUGGGAAAGAUCAAAGUGGAGAACCAGGAAGACUUCCAGGACAUCACCAGCGUGGUGGCGCUGGCUAGGACCUACGCCACCUCCGAGCCCUUCGUCCAGUCCAAGUAUGACAUCAGGAUCCAGAAGAUUGGCAACAACUACAAAGCGUACAUGAGGACAUCCAUAUCAGGGAACUGGAAGGCCAACACGGGGUCUGCCAUGCUGGAGCAGAUCGCCAUGACGGACAGGUACCGUCUGUGGGUGGACUCCUGCGCGGAGAUGUUCGGAGGUCUGGACAUCUGUGCCGUGAAGGCGGUCCACGGGAAAGAUGGCAACGACUACAUCAUAGAGGUGAUGGACAGUUCCAUGCCUCUGAUUGGUGAACAUGUGGAGGAGGACAAGCAGCUUAUCACAGAGCUGGUGAUGAACAAGAUGGCAAGUGUCCUCUUGGGAAUCACCACACCACUGCCUUCUGCUGUCAAGACGCAGCCUCAGAGCUCUCAGCCAAGAAGAGCCCAAGGGGGAAACCGCUCCGCCUCAGCCUCUCCAUCCCAGUCAGCCCAAGGUUCCCCUCAAAGAGCCCGCUCUGCCAGCACUUCCCCCAGCCAGGCCUUCCAGCCCGGCCCCAUCCCUGCCACCUCCGGCCCCGGGGCCCAGAAGCAGCCUCCUCAGCUCAAUAAAUCUCAGUCGCUGACCAACACCUUCAGCAUCACAGACCCGUUGAAGGGGAACCCCACAGAUGAUGAGGCCAAGGCAGAGACCAUCCGCAGCCUACGCCAGUCCUUCGCUAGCCUCUUCUCCGACUAACACCCUCUUCAAGACUCUUCCACCACUCAGCAGCCAUGGCUCCAGGAGGGAGGCCCGGUCUGUCAUCACAGGUCUCCCUCCAAACAGGAAGCACCUUCCACUUCCUGUUUCCUACUUCCUGUUCUCCACCCUGUUGCAUAUUUAUUGAAAAAAUGUCAGUUGGAAAGGUUCCGACAAUUAAAUUAGUCUGGAGUUUUGUGCAGCGCAUGGUGUAAUUGUUUUGCAUCUGUCCUGUUGUCAAAAAAAGUGCCCUAGAAAUGUUUAGUAAGAUUAGCAUUUUUAUUUAUUUUAAGAGCAUAGGUGUUUUCCUCAUGUAAUUUGACUUACAUGGCUUUCUGUUUUAGGCAAUAUCACAGUAUUUAGAAAUUAUAACUAAUAAUGUUGAUAGGUUCAAUAGCGAUGUCUAGCCUAUUGCUGGCAACAUAUCAGAAAUAGAACAAUUGCCAUAUCUAGUUGGCUGGCAAGUAGUUAAUGUAAUUUCACCUGGGCCUAUGAUUACCAAAGUAUUUUUGAUAAAACCAGAAACCCAUUUGUUAGGUCAAGAUAACCGCCACAGUACCUGUACACAUGCAAUCUAAGGAGCCGCAAAUACUGUAAGAACUUGUCUUCCAUUACAGGAAAAUCUUUCCCCUGAAGCCAUUAGUAGUUACUACAUGAUCUAUCUUUGUAAAUAGCACUACGUACAAUUAUCCAACAUCUGUUCGUAAGCCAGUGUUAUAACAUAGUUGUGGAAACCCAUAUUCCAUGUAAAAGGUAAAGAAUGUGAUUUUAUCGCAUGAUUGUAGCAGGGAAAAGUCCUCCAUAUGUAAUAAAGGCAAGUGGAACAGUGUCAAGCAGGUUCUAUUAAAGCGUUGGGAGCUAGAAGAGAUCCCUUUGUCGAUAUCUGAAGUCAGAGAUGACUCCUGGAAGGCAGGUAUCUGUGAAACAUUACUACAUUAUCUUACUGUAAACUCUCCUACCAUUAAUACAAUAUCAUUGGGGCUUUCCUAAUCUACUGGAAUGUCCCAUUUUACAACAGUGAUAAGUGCAUGACAAUGAAUUCAACGUAAAUAUGUUUAUGUAUCCUAAUCUGUUUGGAAUUGAAUAUGAAUUUCAUGGUUUUACCUCAUUAUUGCAAUCAGUUUUCCAUGUCAAUCUCUUCUAAAAAAUGACAGAUUGAUUAUAAUGACUGUGUCCAUUUUUUGGUGCAUUGCUUUGACGUACAGAAUACUUUAUUUUAGAAUUUCAAUUUGACAUUUUGUAAGUAUAAACGUAGUUAUUUAACUAUAUUAAUAACCACCUUCUUUAUCUUCAGAAAUUGUACUUGAAGUUGCACUAUGCUCUCUGGCUAGCAUCAAUAAUAGUAUUACUUUUAAGGAUGUACAAUUAAUACAUUGUGGAUUGUUUUUGUUGCACUCAACAACCCCAUUAAGGAAUUCUAAAUGUUUACGUUAUGCUCGAUGAUUUUUAUUUUACAGUUUUAGACGUCAUUUCUUUGCCUUGGACACUGUGUCACAAAGGACCAAAUUGCCUGUUAGACUUAAGACCAUUUAAAUAAGUAUGUAUUUUGUUUUAUUCUUGAUGACAUUUGUCAACCACUUUAAGUAAUAAAUACUUCAGUAUAAAAAGCCAUAAAAAGCCAUGAUGUACUGGGAAUAUGAUGUCGUUCUGGAGCAGUGAUAACCUAUGAGGCUGUGACGUAAAUGAGUUCAUGUAUACUCGUUUCACUGUGGUAAAUUUUCCUCACAACAUCACUCCUGCUUGUAAUACUCUGUUGUUCAUCAAUUGAUAAACCCAAGUGUCUUUUGUCUAUGAAUGGUAAUUUAAUUGUUUCAUUUAAUUAUUCUGAUUUCUGUUUUCAUAUUUUCCUUUUUUCUUACUCAUAAUGUAGAUCCACAGAAAACGCUGAUUCAAAAUGGUGGGAAUGUCAUCCAGUAACCAAAAGUCCAGCAGAUUUUUCAGUGUUCACAGUGGCACUGAUCAGAGUAGACGAAUCCAACUAAAGUUUCGCUGUCCCUAAACUGGCAAGCAACAACAAAUAUUUAGACUGUCUUUCAGCAUUUCUCAACAUUGUGGUAAAAAAAAAGGUGCAAUAAUCAUCAAUCAUGUUAUAUUUAAUGUUAUGUUUCCUGUUAGCCAUUAGAUUUUACUACACAUUUCAACUGUUAUUAAGUGAUGAACUGCUGAGAAUUAAAAGGCGACUCAAGGUUCAUAAAACAUUUGCAUGUCGUUACAAUGAAUAGUGAAGGGCAAUACACCUUGAAAGAUGUACUGUGAAGCUGUCUUCUACAAACAAAAGAAAAAACAAGGACAUAUUUCAAUAAGAUGACUACACACAUCUUCUGUAGAGUAACCUCACCAUUAUUAUGUUGACAGGUUGACAGCAGACUUAUUGCGUAAAUGUUUAACUGAUGUGUUCAGUUUACCACCCAGACUGUCUACUGUGUUAUGUUCUCUCAUGGUAACUUCCUGCUGGAUGGCAGAUAUUAUUGUAUGCUCUAUAGUGUAAAAGUGUAAGUGUGGCAUGAAUUCUGACCCUGGUGUGCCUCCGAUGUAAGUUGUUGUGUAGUGUUACUGUCUGGCUGAUCUGUGUAUGUAUGAAGUGUGAUGCAUCAUGUGCGUGUUUCUGUAAUUCAUGUAUUUUUGUUCUUUUGAUGUCAACAUUUAUGUUAAUAAAGAAAACAACUUUUUA